AAGCAAAAUUACAUGUUCUAAAUUCUACAUCUUGCUUUGCCAGGGGAGUGAGGACUGCUGAGAUGAAGCUGCCUUCCCAUUUUGCUACAUUUGCCUUUCUGUUUCUACAUUUCAUUCCAGACGCCAUUGCUGAUCUAGAUUCAGAUAAGCAGGCCCUCUUAAGAUUUUCAGCCACGGUUCCUCAUGGACGGAAACUUAACUGGAGCCCUUCUAUUCCAGUAUGCACGUCAUGGAUCGGCAUCAAUUGCACCGAGGAUCGUUCCCGUGUGAUAGGUCUCCAUCUUCCUGGUGUUGGACUACACGGUCCAAUUCCAUCCAACACACUUGGAAAGUUGGAUGCUUUAAUGAUCCUCAGCCUCCGGUCGAAUCGCCUAAACGGUAAUCUUCCGUACGAUGUACUCUCCCUUCCCUCUCUCCGUUACGUAAACCUUCAGCACAACAACUUUUCAGGUCGCAUCCCUUCAUCUCUGUCUCCCAAUUUGAAUUUCCUUGAUCUCUCCUUCAACUCCAUUGCAGGCACCAUUCCAACCACAGUUCAGAACUUAACAAACCUUACCGGUUUAGACCUCCAAAACAACUCCCUUAUAGGACACAUCCCCAAUCUCAAUCUUCCAAGACUUAGGCUUUUGAAUUUGAGCUUCAACAACUUAAAUGGAACUAUCCCAUCUUCCCUCAGCAAGUUCCCUGCUUCUUCCUUUGUAGGAAACUCCAUAUGUGGCGCUCCACUGAACCAGUGUCUCACAAUCAACCAUCCUUCCCCUUCCCCUUCCCCCACUUACUUAACUCCUUCAACAUUACCAGGGGAUACAGGCAAAAAACUGAGUACAGGUGCCAUAAUUGCCAUAGCAGUUGGAGGUUCAGCACUGGUUUUCUUCAUGUUGCUCUUUGUGAUACUUUUCUGCAUAAAAAGAAAGAAUUGUCAAGUUAGCCUUGCAUCAAAAGGGAAGAGUUUAAGGAGUGAGAAACCGAAAGAGGAUUUCGGGAGUGGGGUGCAGGAGGCAGAGAAGAACAAGCUGGUUUUCUUUGAAGGUUGCUCGUUUAAUUUCGAUUUAGAGGAUUUGUUGAGAGCUUCGGCUGAAGUGCUGGGGAAAGGGAGCUAUGGUACGACGUACAAGGCCGUUUUGGAGGAAGGAACAACAAUGGUGGUGAAGAGGUUGAAGGAAGUGGUUAUUGGGAAAAGGGAGUUUGAACAACAAAUGGAAAUCGUGGGAAGGGUUGGUCGGCACCCGAAUCUUGUGCCUCUACGUGCUUAUUACUAUUCCAAGGAUGAGAAGCUGCUGGUUUAUGACUACAAAGCAGCUGGCAGUUUUUCCUCAUUGUUGCACGGAAGCAGGGAAAGUGGACGUAGCACGCCAGACUGGGAUUCAAGGGUAAAAAUAUGUUUGGGAGCAGCAAAAGGCAUAGCCCAUCUCCAUUCAUCCGGGGGUGGAAGAUUCGUCCAUGGCAACAUCAAGUCCUCCAAUGUCCUCCUCUCCCAUGAUUUACAUGGCUGCAUCUCUGAUUUUGGAUUAACUUCUCUAAUGAGCUCCCCAACCAUCCUGUCCAGACCCGUAGGAUAUCGAGCUCCUGAGGCGAUCGAAACCCGAAAAUUCACCCAGAAAUCCGACGUCUACAGUUUCGGCGUGCUUCUCCUAGAGAUGCUAACAGGCAAAGCAGCAAUAGUCCAAUCAUCGGCACAUGAGGACGUGGUCGACCUUCCGAGGUGGGUUCAGUCAGUCGUGAGAGAGGAAUGGACCGCCGAAGUGUUCGACGUAGAGCUGAUGAAAUAUCAAAACGUCGAAGAAGAGCUGGUGCAGAUGCUUCAGAUUGCAAUGGCAUGUGUGGCAGUGGUGCCGGACAGGAGGCCUAGAAUGGAGGAAGUGACCAAGAUGAUUGAAGAAAUCAGGCCAUUUGACCAGCACUCACUAGAUCAGAGCUCAAAUACUCCAACCCCAGACGUUUAAUGCGAAGCUAUUUAAUUUUGUGGAUGAUUCAAGGUGCUUAAUUUAUUGUGAGUUGUGAGGAUCAAUUAUCCGUGUGAUUAUUUUAGGAUUAGAGCAUACCUAAGAAGUGUAUUUACCAAUAUCUAUUCAGCCAUUCUUCAAUUACUUCACUUUGUUU
This is a messenger RNA of Hibiscus syriacus, 2100 nucleotides long. Its product is annotated as probable inactive receptor kinase At3g08680. NCBI's taxonomy places the organism in Eukaryota, Viridiplantae, Streptophyta, Magnoliopsida, Malvales, Malvaceae. Gene Ontology annotation, molecular function: protein kinase activity; protein binding; ATP binding. The transcript is spliced from 2 exons. Gene Ontology annotation, biological process: protein phosphorylation. The record is from RefSeq and is a predicted model, not a curated record. Bases 63 to 1943 code for a protein of 626 amino acids.